Dictyostelium purpureum is the source of this 627-nucleotide messenger RNA. RefSeq lists its product as uncharacterized. Bases 1 to 627 code for a protein of 208 amino acids. The transcript is spliced from 2 exons. Lineage: Eukaryota; Evosea; Eumycetozoa; Dictyosteliales; Dictyosteliaceae. The record is from RefSeq and is a predicted model, not a curated record.
AUGAUAAAAAUCAUUAUAUUUAUUUUAUUAAAUAUUAUUUUAUUUGUAUGUGGUACCACUUAUGUAAACUUUGAUCCACAUCCAAAGUGUUCACAAGAUGUCGGUGUUGGAAUAGGAUAUAGUUGGAUUACAAACAAAUGUUUAAAUUUUGGACAAGAUGGUAGUUAUUUAGUUGAAAUUGACCAAAAUGACCAAAACAAUGUAAAUUUUUAUUUCUUUAGUGAUCCAAAGUCCCAAUGUAAUAAAGCAGAAAACAAUGUUACCAAACAAUACAACAUAAACAACUGUUACCAAGUACAAUGGAAUUUAGACGGUGCUUUUUACGAUGUUACAAACUAUGCCAAAAUGAGCAUUGUAGAAGACCCUGGAUACAUCCAACCAGAAGGUUAUCGUUAUACACUCUACCAAACCCAAGAUACCCAAUGUCAAGCAGACUAUUUAUACUACCAAUAUUAUACCAAUGGCAUCAAAUUCCAUAAUACUAUGCAAACCUUCCUUUAUGAAUGUGUUGAUGAUGUUCCAUUUGAAGUACUUUGUACCCAAGAUUUACCAUGUAUUAACAGUACUAUCGAGUUUAGAUGUGUUACUUCAGAAUCAGGCCCAUAUUUACACUCCAUUACCUGCUAA